AUGGCAGACAUCUCAACAAGCAUGUCUAUCGACGCAAAAGAAUCUGUCCGAGAGGGCACAGAUGAAUCUUUGGAUGCUUCUACACCAGAGGCGGAGACAGAAAUCCCUCCGGAAAGUGUUGGCCAACAAAAGAGGAAGGGCGGUCGAAAGCCUAUCUAUGCUACUUCGGAGGAACGUAAGCAACGCAAUCGUCAGGCGCAAGCAGCUUUCAGAGAGCGUCGCACAGAGUAUAUCAAGCAACUUGAAGAAACCAUUAGAGUUCAUGAGACGAACCUUCACAAUCUCCAGAAUGCUCACAGAAGUGCCGCUGAUGAGUGUCUGAUGCUUCGAUAUAAGAAUUCUCUCCUUGAAAGAGUUCUUCUAGAGAAAGGAAUUGAUGUCCAAGCCGAACUGCGUGCAAAGACAGGAAGUCCUCACCUUGGUCCAACGCAUAUGCAACAGAAUAUGGCUCAGCCACCUACUGUUCAGCGUGCCAUUAUGAACAGACAUCAUCAAGCUAGGCGAUCGAACUCGAGCAUUGCGCCGAAGCUUGAGCCCGGAGUUUCUUUCCAUACCAAUCAAUCGCCACAGUCGAGACCUACUCCACCCUCGCACGCGUCGUCGCCAACGACAAGCUCGCCAGGCUUCAACAACCAAGGUGUACUAACUCCACCUUCUUCUGACUCUCAGAUGCAGCAUCAACAGCAACAACAACAACAACGCCUCCAUGCCGCCAAAACACAAGCGCAGCAUGCAUUGUCAAAUACCACCGGACUUCUCGUUAAUACUAAUGUAGCAUCGCCAUUAGGGGCAAAGGGGCAAGGAAAUGGCAAUGGUACGGGUAAUACAGGAGGCGCUCCGGGAGCUCCUUCUUAUUAUCCGUUAUUCCAAAAUCAUAUUGAGCAACUCGGCAAGCUGUCCCAACAGGAGUACGAUGCGCAAGCCGACAUGGUUGACGAUCAACCCGAAAUCGCAGGGCCCGGCCCGUAUCCCGAAUCGAUUCCCGCUGGUCAACUCAACCAGCAACUCGGUCACCCUCCACACUCGCAAGGUAUGCACGGCGAAAACACACCUCAAGCCUAUAGUUCGAUGACGCAAUUACUUGAUCCUUACGACCCGGUACUCGACAUGGACCCCUUCGGUCUUUCGGCAAGCAUGCAAUUUCCAACUCAAUUCUCUUUCGACACGAGCUCAAUGCGAUGA
Messenger RNA from Botrytis fragariae, 1182 nucleotides. RefSeq names its product putative meab protein. Gene Ontology annotation, cellular component: RNA polymerase II transcription regulator complex. The record is from RefSeq and is a predicted model, not a curated record. Gene Ontology annotation, molecular function: DNA-binding transcription activator activity, RNA polymerase II-specific; transcription cis-regulatory region binding. NCBI's taxonomy places the organism in Eukaryota, Fungi, Ascomycota, Leotiomycetes, Helotiales, Sclerotiniaceae. The coding region runs from base 1 to 1182 and encodes 393 amino acids. The transcript is spliced from 4 exons.